CACACACACACACACACCGUGCCAGCCUUCCUCUAUAAAGGCGCCAUCUGUUACUCCUGCUGGCAUUUUGAUGCUUCCAGCUGCGGACACCAGACAUGAACACCGCUGAGACUGUCGUGUUGUUGUCGUUUGCUUUCAUUGCUUUAGGAGCCAGCAAGCGCACCGCUCGGGACGAAGGUGAAUGUUCCUCCCCGCUGGAGUACCCUCACGCACAGCUGCCCAGCAAGUCUAGGAGCGUCUUCAGGAGCGGGGAGAAGGUCUUCUACCACUGCGCAGAGGACUUCACCGCCGUCAAAGGGUCCCGUUCUGUCCAGUGUGUGGACGGAAAAUGGACCAAACUGUCUCUGGAAUGUGAAAAGAUUAGGUGUGGCAACGCUGGUGACCUACCCAACGGGGAGUUUCUACACGAAGGGGAAGGAUUCAUUGGAGAAAAAGUUUAUGCUGAUUGUAAAACAGGAUAUGCUCUGAAGGGGCCAAAUUACAGGAUAUGUAAGAGUUCUGGAUGGGCCGGUGAAUUCCCGUCUUGUGAAGAGACCUGCACUGCCCCAACAGUGGACAACUCUGUGCAGAAAGGUGGUGUUUCAAAAUACUUUGUGGGAGAUAUCAUGAACCUCACCUGUAAGCAGGGUUUCCAGUUGAAUGGAGCUCAGACGAUCACCUGCAGGCCCUCUGGUCGGUGGCAGCCUCAGCCUCCGCGUUGUGUGGCAUCAAAAGUUGAAACUCAACAGUUAACCGACCAGAAAGUUGGAUGUCAAGCCCCACCAGCUGCCAGCGGCUCCAAUGUCAGACUAUCCAACAAGUACACCUUCAAGACAUCGUUUUCCUCUGGUGAUAGAGUCUACUACCGCUGUGACGUUGGGUACACUUCAGUUGGUGGCAGCAGGCUUCGUAUGUGCUUCAACGGGAUCUGGACGCCACUGACACUGAUUUGUGAAAGGAUGUCUUGUGGACAUGCAGGAGAGUUUGAAAAUGGACAUUUUACUUAUUCUGGCAUACAUUUUGGAGAAAAAGCUACAGCUGUGUGUAAUAAGGGGUACAGACUUGUAGGACAAGGCACUAGAGUGUGCCAAAGUGAAGGAUGGGAUGGACGUACUCCUGUUUGUGAAGUCAUAAAGUGCGAAGAGCCGAUUAAAACAAAUGCUGCAAGGAGAAACAUCCAGGAGGCGCCUUACAGCUACAGUAACGUGCUCAUCUAUUAUUGUCUGGAGGGAAUCCUCGACGGACCAUCACAUAUAUGGUGCACCGAAAACGGGACAUGGAGCGCACCGCCUCCACAAUGCAAAGUUGUAACAUGUCCAUCACCAAACGUUCCUCACGCCUUCUGGGUGAACGGCUACAGACAAAAGUAUAACCCUAACGACACGAUCGACUCCUUUCAGUGCAGGAGGGGCUACACACUCAGAGGACCAAAACACAUCACCUGCACUCGAGAAGGGACUUGGUCGCCUAAACUUCCCUCAUGCCAACCACGAAACUUUAACUACAACGGCUAAUCUGCAGUCUGAAGUGUGACGCUGCGAUAUUCAAUCUAAGCUGCAUAAAAUCCUCAACAAUAGCUGGCAGAGGAUUAACAAGCAAAGCUAAUGCAUGCCAUCGAAACUCAUUCCGUUAAACUCUCCUUGUAAUGACAUUUUUGUAUACCAUCACUGUAAAGAAAAUAAAUGUGUUAAAACGAA
Molecule: messenger RNA, 1676 nt
Organism: Nothobranchius furzeri (turquoise killifish)
Lineage: Eukaryota; Metazoa; Chordata; Actinopteri; Cyprinodontiformes; Nothobranchiidae
Product: membrane cofactor protein
Biological process (GO): negative regulation of complement activation, classical pathway
Source: RefSeq, a predicted model, not a curated record